GAGUUACGUCACGCGAAAGGGCGGGGCGAGAUUCUGCGGCGGCGCAGGCGGCAGAGCGGUGUGUACGGUUGAAGAUGUCUUCAAGGAUUUGAUCGGAGCGUGGACCAUUUUGGAUUGAGCCAUCGAGUGAUCAUGCUGUCGCCGCUGAAAUCUGACUGAGAAGUUGCCCUAAGGCUGCCCUUGGAGAUGUGCACUUCUUCAUUGCUACUUCUCAAGCUUGAACACACACCUUAGCAAGAUGUCCGUGAGAGAGCGACAGCGACCGUGGUCUGUGUACAGAGCUUCUACGCUGGACAUCUCCUCUGAGAUGCUUGGUCUGGCCCUGGCAGGAAACAGCCAGGACCCAGACGAGCCUGUGUUGGAAUUCAGCCUUGCCUGCACCGAGCUUACUACACCGUGUUUGGACCGAAAACCCAACAGCUUUGUAGCUGUGAGCUGUACAACUUCACCUCAAGCCUUUUGGACCAAGCAUGCUCAAACAGAGAUCAUUGAGGGCACAACGAACCCCAUCUUUUUAAGCAGUGUGGCCUUCUUCCAGGAUUCCUUCAUCAAUCAGCAGACGCAGAUUAAACUCUCCGUGUAUGACGUGAAGGAUCGCUCGCAGGGCACGAUGUAUUUAUUAGGCUCUGCGAUGUUCACAGUAAAAGAAUUGCUGCAGGACAAGAACUACACACUCCACCUGCCACUUAGUUCAGCAGAGAACAGGUGUGUGGGGAAUAUCACCAUUACCGCCUGGCAGCUGGAUGAAAAGAGGGAGCAGCGGGCACAAUUCACCAAUCUACCAGACACCAUCAAUGGCAAGACGGUCCUUUCUGUCGAUGAGAGUCUGACAGAAUCAAUAGGAAUUCGAGCCAAAUAUGCCUCUUUGAGUAAAGACACGCUCCUGCGAACAGUAUUUGGGGGAACCAUGUCUCGAAUGUACCGCUUACCCACCACUGACGGGAAUCACUUGCGUAUCCUGGAGCAGAUGGCAGAGAGCGUGCUGUCUCUCAAUGUCCCACGGCAGUUUGUUAAACUACUGCUGGAAGAGGACUCAGCCAGAGUAUGUGAGCUGGAAGAGUUGGGGGAAUUAUCUCCGUGUUGGGAGACUCUCCGGCGGCAGAUCGUAACGCAGUACCAGAGCGUCAUUCUCACCUACCAGGAGACACUGAAACACCAGCAGGAAUACAAAGGCCCCUCAUUCAAAGCAAGCAACCUCAAAGCUGACAGGAAGUUGGAGUUCAUGUCUACGAACCUCCAUGUGCAGAGGAUGCGAGUGCAGGAUGACUCUGGGUUUGAUCACACAUACGAUGUGGUGACAAUUGGCGCUCCAGCAGCUCACUGUCAGGGCUUUAAGAACAGCGGCCUGCGUAAACUCAUCCAGAAAUUCGAGGAGGCCAAGAAACACAUUUAUGAGGAGGAAUGCAGUUCUCUGAGCAGCUCCCAGUCGAUCAUGUACAUCCCUCAGGACAUCGUCCGCGCCAAAGAGAUCAUCUCGCACAUCAACACUCUAAAGACUCAGGUCAGCUACUAUGCCGAGCGUCUCUCCCGCGCCGCCAAGGAGCGCUCCGCCAACGGCCUGGAGAGAACUCUGACAAUAUUGGCAGACAAGACACGGCAACUUGUGACAGUAUGUGACUGUAAGCUACUGGCAUCAGCAGUGCAGGCCCUAAAUGCUGCCAGGCCAGAGUACAUCGCCUCGAAGAACUCGCCAUCAGCUGACUUGGAACAUGUGGUGCUACGCAACGACCAGGACACAUUGCUAGCCAAGUGGAGCAACAACCGUUCAUCCCUACAUGCUGACUGGCAUGAAGAGGAAUGGGAGAAAGUGUGGGUGAAUGUGGAUAAGAGUCUGGAGUGCAUCAUCCAGCGGGUGGAUAAGCUCUUGCAGAGAGAGCGAUUACGCAGCAGUAGCAGCAGCGAGGACAUGUUCCAGGCUGACCAACAGAGCGCCGUUCCUAAGAAAGGUAACGAGAAGUGCCACGCGUUCUGGAUCAACCCAGCCUCCACAAAUGAGUGUCAGUCAGCCGGUUCACCGGAGAAGCCUUCUUCAUCAUCACCACCUUCAUCUUCACCCUCAUCAUCUCUGCAUGCUCUGAAUCCUGCAUGCCCCCUUAAUACAGAAACUCAUGCCUAUGGCAGUAGCACCAGAGAGGAGAGUUACCCAGGUGAGUGGAGUGAGGCACUGUAUCCCCUGCUAACGACACUAACAGAGUGCGUGGCAAUGAUGAGCGACAAGGCCAAAAAGUCAAUGGUGUUCCUGCUAAUGCAAGACCGAGCACCGACCAUCGCCAUGGACCUCAGCGUGCAGUACCGGCGAGACGUCGUCUUCUGCCAGACGCUUACUGCUCUUAUUUGUGGCUUUAUAAUAAAACUGAGAAACUGUCUACGUGACGACGGCUUCCUGAGACAGCUAUACACCAUAGGACUGCUCGCUCAGUUUGAAAGUCUGCUGAGUACCUAUGGAGAGGAACUAGCCAUGCUGGAGGACAUGAGUGUGGGCAUCAUGGACUUAAGGAACGUAACGUUUAAGGUGACACAGGCCAUGUCAACAGCCUCUCCGGACAUGCUGCCCGUUAUCACAGGGAACCGCGACGGCUUUAACGUGCGAAUUCCACUCCCGGGAACCAUGUUCGAUGCUCUUCCACGGGAGAUUCAGAACGGCAUGCUGCUGCGCGUGCAGCCCGUUCACUUUAACGUCGGCAUCAACGAGCAGCAAACGCUAGCUGAGAAGUUUGGGGACACGUCCUUGCAGGAGAUUGUUAAUUCUGAGAGCCUGGGGCGUCUGAAUUCUUACUAUGAGCAGUUCAAGGAGGUGUUACCAGAUGACUGCCUCCCUCGUUCCCGAAGUCAGACGUGUCUUCCCGAACUAUUGCGCUUCCUUGGUCAGAAUGUCCAUGCCAGGAAAAACAAGAAUGUUGACAUCCUUUGGCAGGCCGCAGAGAUUUGCAGACGGCUAAACGGCGUCCGUUUUACAAGCUGUAAGAGCGCGAAGGACCGCACAGCCAUGUCUGUGACGCUGGAGCAGUGUCUGAUUCUCCAGCAUGAACAUGGCAUGGCACCACAGGUCUUCACUCAGGCCCUCGACUGCAUGCGGAGUGAGGGUUGCCGGCGUGAAAACACAGUGAAGAACGUGGGAUGCCGCAAGUACGCGUUCAACUCUCUCCAGCUCAAGGCUUUCCCUAAGCAUUACCGCCCUCCUGAGGGGACAUUUGGAAAAGUGGAGACAUGAACACCAAUCCCGGGCUUGUGCCAAAAACAAAAAACAAACAGAAUGAGCGCGAUUAAUCCGCAGUGGAUGAGUACAUCAUAGACAAAUCACUGUGUAGCUGAUAUGUAAAGUAUGCUGUAGUCAAUUUAGAUGUCACACUGAUGGUUUGUGGGCAUCACUCAUAGCGAGGCACAUGGUUCAGAUCCCACCUUUUUUUGGAUUAUAGCAUUGCCAAAAUCAGUGGUUAGCCGUGUAGUGUCUUUCCAUAUGUAAAUAUGAAUAAUAUUAAGUACUUCGUACAAAAUUUAGAGCUUUAGCGACCCAGAAAGAAAUUUGUGCAUGUAUUUGGGAGCCUGGGAAAACCCUUCACAUAGUGACUUUUUUGUAAGUAUUUAAAGUUUGGACAACUACAAUCUUUCCUGAUUUGUCAACUAUAAAAAAAAAAAGAAGAAAAGAUUGUUCUCUGCCAUCACGACAGUGUCUUUUAGAUUGGCUAAAGCUUCUUUCCUAACAGAGACGCUUCAUUCUCAGUGCGAGGUGCUGAAAAUAUAUAGUCCAGCAUCUUGAAAAAGUCACGUGUAACUUUAAAUAUGGAGUAACUUGAGGCCCCGAAAGCCGGGAGUGAGGACCGCAGAACACACGUGAUAUCUUUUCUGAUUUCUUCCCAUAAAGCAAAAUUUGAGUUUGGUUCGCAUCAACACCCGCUCAUGAAAAACUACUAUUGGAGAAUUCAUAGUGAAGUGACUGACGAGCUGCUAAAUCUAUACCUUAUUUUGGUUUGUAACCAGACAUCUUGCCAUUCUCAGUGUGGGGAAAGCUUUUUAGCAAUGAAAACAACCUAAGGCAGUCAUGUUCAUUAAACUUGCUCUUUAUCUAGCUCUCAUGAUCUCUGCAGGCAGAAACCACAUAGUUUUGAUUUAAAGUAUUCGUUUUCUUAAACCAAAGGUAACACAGCAUGUUAUAAGAUUUUAAAAGAAGGGUUUUUUUGUUUUGUUUUUUAUAAUUGUGGGCUAUAAUUUUGUCACAUCACUAUCUGAUGGGCUUUCCCAGACCUCCACGUGUUAUACAUUUCUAUUACAAACAAAUAUUAGCUCGUUAUGAAAUCUAUAUACACUGUUUAAAAGUUCAUAUCUAUUCACACACGAUUUACUUCAAUUCGUACCUCAGUAACUUUGUUUGAAUAAAGUUCUUGAUAAUGGACUGAACUCCGUUACAAGCUGUGUUACAAUUAGUCACAUUGAAUAGACCUUUACUUACUUGUAGUGCGCUUUCUCAAAAUCUAAAUCAAACACACACUUUCUACUUCCUGUUUUGCUAAACUUGGCCAUUGCUAAAUGUGCAAACAAACACAUGCAUACUCCAGUGCUGUUUUUUACUUUAAUUCAAGUUCCUGGGCAUAAGAAUUUGAAUGAAAAACAACUAGACAGAAAAAGAGCAAGAUUGAAAAACCCUCCUGUGCCACCAUUUCUUACUUUGACUGCAGUGACGUGUUCGGGUGAAAUCGCUAAAAACAUGGACAUUCGUUAUGUGUGUCUAAAAGGUUGAAUUAUGAUAAUGAUUGAAAUGAAGUCAAAUUCAACACUGCGUUCACAAAAACAUUCAACUGUUAAAUGCAGCCAACAUUGAAUACCACAAUACUGACCUCUUUUUAUGUUUAGCUGCAAGACUUCAAAGAAGAAGCGAUCAUACUAAGCAACUUUAUCGAUUUCUUCUAUUCUUGCUCAUUUCAUAAAAAAUGAUUUAUUAUUAGGGGUGUUAAAAGAUUCAGAUUUUGCCAUUUUGGACAAUAAUUUUGCCCAGAAGUGAUUUCAACUAUAUAAAAAAAAUAGCAUAAAGUACAUAAUUGGACCUUAAGGACCCCUAAUACCCAAGGUUUUUAUAAAAUACACCCCAUACAAUCUUUAAGUACCAGGUUAAAAUGUAUAUGGGUUCAUAAUUUAUAAUAUAUAUAUAUAUAAUAAAGACACAAAAAGUUUAAUUUGAAUUCAUUGAGUCAGGGAGAUUCAGUGGCCUCUUCUGUGUAAUCACUGAUCAUUACAUCCACACAUAUAAUACAUUUGUCUUAUGCAUACAAUAAAUGUCUUUUAUUUAUAGCUAGGUUUAGGAAGUGUGCUCAUUUGAAAUCAUUCAUAUUUAUGAGGUGCAUUAUGUUGUUUUAAGAAGUAAGAAAUUAACUUGCAAGAAUGAUCCUUGUCUCCAGACCUCAGAAAUGCAUUCAUUUCAUCAUAUUUUGAAAAUAUCAUAGUCAUUAUAUGUAGCGCUGCUGCAACUAUAUCCAUAAUCCAUGCAGUGUAUUCAGAUAUCAUAUCAUAAAGUGUCUCAUUCACAUCUGCAAAAGCCUUUAUAAAGAGCGCAAGUCUUUUUGUCUGGUACCACGUUACCGUAUCAACCUCAGCUGGCAGCCGUCAGCCUGACUGUGAAAUGCAAGUUCAGCAUUGCCGCAUUCCUUAUUUUCUUCAUUUUACUUGACACAUAUUUUUUUAUUUAUACUUUUUGUAUCAUUGCCUGUUGAUGUAUUUGUCUUAAUUUGACACAAUAAUGGUUUUGACUAUAGUUUAUAAAACCCUAAUGUGUAAUAAAAAAUUGUUUCCCAGAUGUUUGAACUUGAUUUGUAUUUAUUCUUGUUUUACUUCUUGUAUCUUUUAUUACGCUGAUUUACUUAAAUGUAUGAUAUCUAUAAUGAGCUGUACAAUAAGCUGUCAUCAAUAUAUGAUGCUAUUAAAAAGAGAAUCAUCAGA
This is a messenger RNA of Silurus meridionalis, 5928 nucleotides long. It is a transcript of the gene inpp4ab, whose product is annotated as inositol polyphosphate-4-phosphatase type I Ab. The transcript is spliced from 24 exons. Gene Ontology annotation, cellular component: cytoplasm. Bases 239 to 3211 code for a protein of 990 amino acids. Lineage: Eukaryota; Metazoa; Chordata; Actinopteri; Siluriformes; Siluridae. Gene Ontology annotation, molecular function: phosphatidylinositol-3,4-bisphosphate 4-phosphatase activity. The record is from RefSeq and is a predicted model, not a curated record.